This is a messenger RNA of Gordionus sp. m RMFG-2023, 4569 nucleotides long. RefSeq lists its product as uncharacterized. Gene Ontology annotation, cellular component: nucleus. Bases 82 to 4071 code for a protein of 1329 amino acids. Gene Ontology annotation, molecular function: protein binding. The record is from RefSeq and is a predicted model, not a curated record. NCBI's taxonomy places the organism in Eukaryota, Metazoa, Nematomorpha, Gordioida, Chordodea, Parachordodidae. The transcript has 10 exons.
AUAAAUUAAGAAUGAUCAAUCCAUGAAUUUAUUCAUCAAGUGUUAUGUCAUGCGGAGUUGGUUAAACACAAAGAUAAUUAAAUGAAUUUUUUCAUUCUCAUUCUGGCAACUAUAACCUUGAUCAGCUCAUUUCUUAUUUUGAUUGAAGGUGUCCAAUCAUACUUUGGCCUCAGGGAUCCAUCCAAAACUGUUAGCUGUUCUUCUUUGUCUCCAUUCCCAUCAAAUGAUUUAUCACUAAACAGUUUUAAUCAUCACUUGGCCAUCAAUUGCGAUGCAAAUACCACUCUCCGUUAUGAUAAUUUUACCAAUUUUGGUGAUGAUGCAAUAUACAAUGGCUUUGAAAAUAGUAAUUUCGUUGAAAUAAGACUAAUUGAUUUAAACAUCUCUAAAGUAUCUGAAGAUUUUAUAAAUGCUCUACCAUCUUUAAAGAUCCUGAAUUUGUCGCGGAAUAAUAUACCCUACUUUUUUUCAACUCAAGUGAUUAAUAACCUUGGCAAUAAUGUUGAUUUGGUAACCCGAUAUGAUGAUAAUCGUAACGCUUCCAAUGAUGGUGUAAAAAGGGAACUCAAAAUAUUGGACUUGAGUUACAAUUAUUUAAAACAAAUAGAUGUGCAGAAAUUAAUUGGAAUUUUCCCAGAUUUGGAAGUCUUAGAUGUUAGUCACAAUUAUUUGGAAAGACUAAAUGGUGACUUACAACAAUACGUUAAUGAAAAUGAAUUUGACAUUAAUUUCGAUAAAGAUUUUGACGCAACGCGACUGGUCCCAAUAAAGGUAUUAGCUCAUCAUAACUCAUUCCAAUCAUUGAGUGGAAGUCUCUUCACAAACUAUACUUUGAGGCGCAUGAUAAUAAGUUUAAAUCUUUCAGCUAAUCAAAUCUCCUAUAUAGACAAUAAAUUCUGGCGACAAAUUUUAGUGAAGGAUUUGGACUUGAGCCAAAACAGGUUGACAAACCUGCAUAGCUUGCAAAAGUUGAUAGGAUUAGGCCGGCUCGUAUUAGAUCAUAAUACUAACUUGGAAUUAAGUGGGCUAUAUGAAGGAUCAAGCCUUAAUAUAAGUAACAAAACGUCACUAACUCCUAGCUUGGAAAUUUUAUCUCUUUCAAAUGUCACCAAUGAUAGAUCACAAUCAAGGAGAUCACCACCUGCCCUUUCAUUUCCUAAACCCUAUUUCAGUUAUCUGAAAUUUUUGGACCUUUCUUACAACUUUCUACGAGCAAGCGCUUUUAGCCCCCUCACGUUUUCCAACUUGACUCACCUAACCCAUUUAAGCUUGAAAGGACUCAAAUGGAUUGGGUGGAACACUUCGACCCUUGUUGGCAGUUAUAAAAAUAAUUAUGAAAGGCUAUUAGAAGCUUUGAGAGGAUUGCCUGAAGCAUAUGACUCCUCUGAACCUAGAUGGAUAGAUGUGUCCGAUAUUGGGUUCGUAAAAGAAGUCUGCGAUAAUUCCGAACAAACUGAUAAUGACGGAAAAGAUGAUAUUAGUGUUUUCCAUCGGUAUGUUUUCGGUAAUUGGCUUAGAGGACCUGCUCGAAAUGGAACCCUUCUAGUUUUACCAUUAACACCAUCGAAUCCGAUAAAUCUGGAAGCAAAGAAAACGAGCUCCGAUGUUCCAAUUAUUCCGGUGAAUAGUAAUACUACAUCCUCGCUUCUCAUCUUUUACAACAAAUUUCGACAACAGUUCCGCACCCUAGGAACCAAGAUGCGCCAUCUACUGAACGUCGAACCCGGAAACACCGUAGCUGGCCAGUCAAUAUUCAGUGAUUGUCCAACCUCUAAUUCCAGGCUUAAAAAAAAAUUAUAUCCAGAUGACGAAAUUAUCGCGCGUCUGUUAUUAGACGAUUACUUUGAAAAUAAUCAAUUGUAUAACUAUUCCAAAAGAAGGGUUAAUGCCCGAGAAAUGUUCAAAAAAGCUAAUAUAGAAGAGGCCCAACCUAACCAACCCAGGGUGUUAAUUAAAAUCACCGUGGGCCAAGAAGUUCAAAUAGAAUGCCCCGUUCACCAAAACUCGAUCGAAGCAUAUUGGCGAGAAAUAAAAUACGUAGACAGCCCACUAAUUAAGUGGUCUGGCCCAAUUCAGGUAAAACCGCCUGUAUCCUCACCAUCAUUUUUCGAUCUAAAGCCACCACGCCACAAUUGGAAUGAUGUCUUAAUGAGAACUCAAAAUGGCGAUAAAAAGAACCAUGAAGAGCCUGACAUUUCCGAAAUAUUUUUAAACGUAUUUUGGUUUAAAGAUGGAACCUUUUUGACCAAAGGACGCGUUAGGAUGCGAAGAAUAAUAGACAUUUUCGAUUUAGGCGUCAGAGGUAACGAAAAUCAGAUAGAUGGAUCUAAUUUUAGAAUCAAUCAUCUCAGAAGGGCUGAUAUUGGAUUGUACAGUUGUUACUUGGCGGGAAUAAAAAACUCGCGCACUUUUUUUAAAAAAGGUGCCGAUUUUGUAAUAUUUUUGGGGGAUGAUUUUUUUGUGCAAGUGUGGAGGAGCAGUAUAGUUCUAGCUUUUGGAGCUUCGCUGAUCUUUCUAUGUGCUAGCGUCAUCAUUGUAUACACUGUUAAACUAGUGCGGGCUUGUCAAUGCAUUCGUCGACGUGCACAAGAUAGAAAAUUCGGGGAGUUAAUACGGCUUUUGCAGCAGCAGACUUACAGAGAAGUGGAAAAUUUGAGGACCUAUUACAUGAACCAGCUCAAAACAUUGAGGGACAGCUGUCUAAACACUCUCGAAUACAUAAGUGUAGGGCAAAAUAUAUCUUCACCUAGCCCGGAAGAUUUCCCCACUCUCAAAACGAAUGAAUCAAAAUGCUACACCCAGCAACAAAAUGUGAUGGAAAGAUGGAGGGAACAGGUCAAAGAUCGUUGUGGAACCUACAUCAAAGGAGUCGGUUCUCUCAAAGAGACCUACUUGACUUCUCAGGUGCACAGGCUAAGGGAAUACACUUCUCUUCAGAUCGAAAAAAUGAUAGAGAGCUACAGCAACCAAGUCGAUAAAUUAAAUGGGUUCACGUACAUGCAAAUGGAAAAGUUGAGAGAGCAAUAUAAAAUCAAGGCCAAAAGCAUAGCUGAAAUGAUAGAAAUGAUGAAUUUAGACAACUGUCGACAUUCCUUCGAUCCACCUAACCCAACCUGUCAUGACAUUUAUCCCAAUUCCAAUGAUGAUUCAUACGAUACAACGCCACCCAACGACUCAAUGCCUUGUUGUAGCACUCAAGUUACAUUUUUACUGCCCGAGCCUAAAAUCAUGAAUCCCAAAACCCCAGCAGACCCUUUUUUCUACCAAUCCCGGCUUGUUAUUCGAGCCAUUUGGGACCGUGCUAUGCAAAUUCUGGAGGCUAUCGACAUAGACAGACUCAAGCUAUUCGAAUAUCCCGGUUCAGAACCGGGCGUUAUUGAGGCGAGUCUAUCAUUCACUCUCGACCAUAACAAUAUAAGAGAUCGCGAUAAAGCGAAUCACAUUUUCAUGACUCGAAAUAGUAUCUUUUAUAGCGAAGAUAAAAUCACAAAGCAGCUAAGUGACAAGGUAAGCGAAUCGGUUUCCGAUAAAAAUGGCAGCAUCAACUCUAGCCUUGACCGAAUAGCUUCUAAAAUAGUGUCUGUCGAGAUUAAUGGGGAUAAAAAUUUUGACAUGAAAGGGGAAUUUAUCAAUGGUAUUUCAAAGCAAAUUCUUUCGAAUAAUCAUAAGUCCCCAAUCGAGCUCAAGAAUAAUUCAUAUAGACAAAUUAAUCAAUUAAAUGGAAGUGAACCUCCAAAUACUUAUUCUAAUCUAACAUCGGGCGACGAAAAAUCUACCCCUGGUAUAAAAAAUUCUUUGGAAUCAGAAAUUAUACUUAAUAUCAACAAUGCGGAAUUUAACUGCAAAAACAUACCUUUCAAAAUCAACAAUACCCCUCGAGUGAGCACAAGUCUAUACAAAUAUAACGAUAAUCUCUACGGAUCUCAUCAAAACAAAAAACUGCGCAUAUCGCCAAUGGAAACCAAUUAUAACUACGAUAACCAACGCGUUAACACAAAUAGCACAGGUCACAAAAUAAAGUGCGAGUAUGCCCCACUCGCAAAAUUGGAGUCAGAUAGUGAUACUGAUUGAAAAAGAAACCAAACUUCAAUCAUUAUCUUAGCAUUUGAAGACUGUGCUGAUAAAUUAUAAAAUAAAAAUGGAAAUAAUGUGCGGAUUUAUUUAUUCCGGUUAAAAUAUUAAUUCAAUUUUUUUUUGAAUUUAAAAAGUAUUAAAAUUGAAAAUGAAUGCUUAAAUAUUCAAAAACACAAACCUGAUAAUCUAGUUAGAUUUGUGAUAAAAAAAUUUAUAUUUUAAUUAUAAAUUUAAAUUAAAUGAAUUAAAAUAAAAUAAUUUUAUAAUUAAAGAAUAUAUAUUAUGAUCGAUUGAUAAAGAUUAUAAUGUAAAGCACUACUAGAAUUUAAAUUAAGGGGAAAAAAUCAAAUAUCAAGAAAUACAUUUCCAAUCAAUAAAAAUAACUUUUAUAAAAAAUUUGUGAAACAUUUUUUUUAAGUUCUCGCGUUGCGUUUCAAUUUUUUUAUAAAAAAUGAAAAAAGUUUUGCUCAAUUAUUUUUAAUUCUGAAUUAUUAU